UCGGGGACGCUGGGGGAAAGGGUAUUAAUUAAAGUGAACCCACAUUCAAGCCCUGCAGGGUGGGGGGAGAAGAAGAAGAAGAACAUCUGUCAAGAAUGGCCGGAAAGAGAGAGAGAAAGAGAGCAUUUCUAGAGAACGGAGGGCUUGUAUUGGAGAAGGUGGUGGCCUCUUGUAACGGCAGGCCUAUGCCCAUCCGUACCUUCUCCUAUCAACAGCUUAUCUUGGCAACCAAUAGCUUUGAUCAUCGCCUUAUUCUUCAUGCAGACCAGGGGUAUGAAUUGUACAAGGGUUCUUUUGAAGGCAGAAUACUUUCCAUUAAGAGUUAUAAAGAAGUGUCCAGAAAGGACUUGGCCGUAGGGAGUAUAGCUAUUUCCACAAAGGACUUGGCCCUAACUGAUAUAGCUAUUUCAGCAAAGACGAGCGCUCACAAAAACAUUCUAAGACUGGUAGGAUGUUGUCUCGAGACUUCAACUCCGACUUUAGUGUAUGAAUAUGCUCAAAAUGGAGUCCUUGCCGAUCAAAUUGAUAUCUCUCGACGACAAGGUAUGUCCAUGGUGUGGCAUAGUAGGUUAAAGAUUGCAAGGCAAAUUGCUUAUGUAAUUGCAUAUCUUCACACAGCAUUCUUCAGACCCAUCAUCCAUAGGCAUAUAAAAUUGGAAAAUAUCUUCUUAGACCAUGAUGACGUUCCCAAAUUGUGUGAUUUUUCACAUUCCAUUUCAAUUCCUGAGGGUGAAACUCACGUGGUAGUUGAUCGGGUGAUCGGAACUUUGGGUUCCUUAUGCCCUAGAUAUAUGGCUACAAGCAUCGUAACAGAGAAAACGGAUGUCUAUAGCUUUGGUAUGGUUCUAUUACAGCUUUUAACUGGACAAGAUAGUUAUCGUUUAUGCAAACUAGCUGGUAAUGAUUUUAAGAAUGAGAAGUUGCUAGGUUAUUUGAGAAACCACGCCAGUAAUAUUACGGAUCCUACAAUCUUGGCAGAGGGAGGAGGAACUGGUGUGGAGCAGCAAUUACAAGCUGUGCUACAGCUUGCUCUCACAUGCAUAGAGGGCGAUCCAGAUGUAAGGCCGACAAUGGUGGAUGUUACAAAAGAACUCAGGUUGAUUGAGCGGUCCAUCGCAUGAUAAUUUUAUGCUUGAUCUUGAGCCUCGUUUUGCUUGAAAUUUAAGUCUUUGUAGAGUUGUACCCUUGAUAUCUUCAUUCUGUCCGAGUUGAACGUGAAUCUAUCGGUGGUUGUUUUCGUAAUUUUAGAAAGAAAUAAAAUAAAAGUUAAUUAUGCAGUUGAAUUUGAUAUCAU
Molecule: messenger RNA, 1294 nt
Organism: Corylus avellana
Lineage: Eukaryota; Viridiplantae; Streptophyta; Magnoliopsida; Fagales; Betulaceae
Source: RefSeq, a predicted model, not a curated record